Messenger RNA from Sorghum bicolor (sorghum), 555 nucleotides. RefSeq names its product NADH dehydrogenase [ubiquinone] 1 alpha subcomplex subunit 2. Lineage: Eukaryota; Viridiplantae; Streptophyta; Magnoliopsida; Poales; Poaceae. The record is from RefSeq and is a predicted model, not a curated record. The coding region runs from base 106 to 405 and encodes 99 amino acids. The transcript is spliced from 3 exons.
AGGCCCGUUCCACUUCCACCGCGCGGCCUCCAUUCCCCCUAACACAGCCGAGAGGAAGCCGGCGGCGGCGAGCCGAAUCCAAUAGAACGCGAGCAGGCGGCGGCGAUGGCAUGGCGGGCGAGCCUGUCUCGGAGCGUGAAGGAGAUCCGCGUCCUCUUCUGCCAGUCCUCCCCGGCCAGCGCCGCUGCCCGGGAGUUCGUGAAGAAGAACUAUGGUGACAUCAAGGCCCGCAACCCCGCCCUCCCCUUCCUUGUCCGCGAGUGCUCCGGUGUCCAGCCCCAGCUCUGGGCUCGCUACGAUAUGGGCGUGGAGAGAUGUGUGAACUUGGAUGGCCUGACAGAAGCACAGAUUGAUAAGAAGCUGGAGGAGCUUGCCAAGGCCGGCGAGUCUCUUAAAACCAAAUAGUUUUGGAACUUGUAUCAUGUCUUGUGUUUAAUGUUCCCAAAUAAAAGAUACCAUAUCGGUGGACAAUUGUUACUCUUCAUUAUUCCUGUAGUCCGUGGAAUGAAGUCUUCAAUUGGCUCAAAUUAAUGUGAAAUAAUUUCUACUCUGUCA